UAUACGAACUUCCUCUAUCACGGGUUUCCCACAUGUUUAAAAAAAAAAUUUGAAUUGCGCGCAGCAGUUUAGGAUCACGUGGGGAUCUAAGCGCAAAAGCAAACCUUAAACUAUUGAUUUAUUGUCUAGUCAUAUGUUUGUUGUUAUUAUUGUAUACUUAUGAUAAUAAGGACCAUAGUAAUUUUGCAACAGUUGUUUUCUUUUACCUCAAUUAUUCACUAUUAAAAAUGAUUAGAAAAGAGCAGCAGUUUACGUUUGAUGUAUAUAUUGGAAAUGUUCCGAAUCAUAUACAGCAGGCGGAUUUAAAGAAUUUUUUCCAAAGGUAUGGAGAAGUAAAGGCCGUGUUGUGUCGCUGGAAAAAUGAUGAUAUUGGAUAUGCAAUUGUAAAAUUUUAUUUCAAGCAUGAUGCGGAUAGAGUUCUUCGAGAAGUAAGUGAAGUGUACUUGAAAGGUUAUCACAUGCCUGUUAAACUUGCAAGAAGAUCAGACCACAGUAAUGAAGACCAGAAUGGAGUGGCUAGUUUCAAGCAAAAUGUUGAUUGUAAAGCUCUUCCACAUCCUACAAGAUACAAUAAUUCUUUCCCUUAUUCAAAUCCCAACUCCGAAUAUCCUUCUCUCCUGCAUGUUCCUAUUAAAGAACCUGAAUAUUAUGAUUUAUCUUUUCUGUCUCGAAAUCCGCUAAAUCCUAAAAUCCGAACAACCUCUGGUCCCAAGCUUUGUGGAUUUCUGGACUUCUACUGUAUUAACAUGUUUAGGGAAAUGUGACAAUGCUAAUCACUCUUUCUGUUUGCUUCAUCAAUCAAUUUUUAUACUAUUUUGUGAUAUGAUCCAUUUUUUAAAAUUAGAUCUGAUAUAGUGUAUGUUAUGUACAGAUAUAUUGAGCCAAACUUUAGUCCUUUGAAGUUUGUUGUAACGGGGUUUGAUUAUAUUUUAACAUAAUUUUACUUAUUUCCUGUCAUGAAAAUGUAGUUUUUUUCUAAAUGUGAAGUCUAAUGAAAAAUAUUCUUAAGCAUAUAUGCUUUUCUGAAAUAAUGUUUUUAGUGAUGGUAAAAAAUCCUGUAUUUGUAAUAUAAUAUUUUUUUUGUAUUGUUUAAAAUGAAAUGAUAUUUUGUGAUAAAUAUAAAUAGCACAUCACUUGAAAGGUAGUUUACUGAAUUCUAUAAUUUUUCUGAGGAUUGUGAGUAUUAAAAGUGAGAUUAUAAGCUAAAGUGUGAACUUACUGAAAUAUAGUUCUAAAUUUUUUUUUUCUGUUAACUGUACUUUUCUUUGUUUGCCUUAACAGUUCAAAACAGGUUGUAGGGUUAAUAUUUGAAACUAUCCAAUUAUUAUGAUUUAGAUCUUUAUUCAAACUUCCUCAUUUUUCCUCACUAGAAAUGUAAAUCAGCUGGAGAGUAUUUAAGCUGAGGUUUUAGGAUUGUAAGCGGUACUGUUUUUACCCCUCAUGGCCAUGAUACGUGGUUCCUGCCAGCUCUGAAAAGUUUGAAAUUAUUUGGCUUUGCAAUUUGCUGCUGACAUUUAAAUUUGAUAUCCGGCUAGAAAAUUUGAGCCAGCGUAGAUUUAAAUUUAAUUGUGUGGUCUUUGACUACUAGCCAAAGCUUUAAUUUAAGUUUUGACUGUAAUUUUAGUUACAUUGGCACAAGUUGUGGCAGAUCUUGUUAGCACAAGUAGUGUGUGUUUAUGUUCAAAGCUAGUGUUUAAAUAAGAAGUUUUAUUUUAAAACCUUUCCAAGACUUGGUAAAUUUCAAACACAACGAUAAUUUAUGUAACGUCUUGUAGGUUUUGAAACUAGUUUAUGCUCUUAAAGCAAGUCAAACUGUAAGGUUAAAGAAGCUUGUUAAUCUUAUUCUAAGUUUGGCUUAAAAAUUUUUCUGGCUAAAUAAUUAUUACUACAAUUUUUCCUCCUUGUUAACUGAUGUUUAUUUAAUUGAGAUAGCCAUUUGUUUUUCACAACAUAAUUCUUAUUUCAACUGUAAAGUAAUGUCAAAAAAUGCAAUUUUCACAUGCAUAUUUAAUAUUCAUAAUUUUGCACAAAUAAAUUUAAGAGCAGUUGAAGCAAUAAUCUGAUGGUUCUUUAAGAAACCCGAGGGAAGGCAUUAAUACUAGCCUUCUGUUGAAGUUAUUGAAGAUUAGUGUUUAUGUCUUCCGUCAGGUUUUCUAAAAGAAAAUUAUGGAUAUGCUUACAUGAUCCUAUAGGGAAGAUGGGUUGUAUUAAAUGACUGGAAAGGGAGGAACAUUUCACAUUUUCUCUUUAAGCAGUCUAAGAAACAGAGAAAAGGUUUCAUCACAGGAAAAGCAGUAAACUGUAAUGCUUGCAGUUCAUGAUGGAAGUUAUUCUUCUGUAGAUUUCAGUAUCUUUUGCUCCUUUUGUCUCAAAAUCUGUUCUCAGCUCAGAGUUUCUUCUUCACUGAGUCUCAGUGUUCAUAUUCAGAGACUGCUGAGAUGGUGCAAUACCAUUUCCUGUUAAUGCUGCUUGAAAUUAUUUAUUUAUAUUUUUCUUGUGCUUCCGAUUUCUUCUGUAGCAGCUAAUGUUAUCACCUGUUCUGUUAAAUUUUCCGUAGUAUCCUUCUUUUUGUUUCUUUAAUUGAACAUAUCUUACAAUUUUAUCUCAGUUCAUAUUUACAGAAGGGUUUUAUUAAUUUUUUAGUUCAUUUUCAAGGAUUAGCACAGUGUUUCAUAUGCUCAAAAUUUACUUACUUGAGUAUUUCAGGAUAUUUUUACACCAAUGUAGUAAAUAUUAACAAUAAAAUUAUUUUAAAAUGAAAUGGUUUCAAAAUUCAGUUUCUUAUCAAAAUGUGAAUUUGUAUUAAAAACAGAUAUAUGUUGUUUACAAAAGCAUUAACUGUGAAAUGUAAUUAAUUUUACAUC
Stegodyphus dumicola is the source of this 2864-nucleotide messenger RNA. RefSeq names its product serine/threonine-protein kinase 31-like. The record is from RefSeq and is a predicted model, not a curated record. Gene Ontology annotation, molecular function: RNA binding; protein kinase activity; ATP binding. Gene Ontology annotation, biological process: protein phosphorylation. NCBI's taxonomy places the organism in Eukaryota, Metazoa, Arthropoda, Arachnida, Araneae, Eresidae.